Dufourea novaeangliae is the source of this 1044-nucleotide messenger RNA. RefSeq names its product neural/ectodermal development factor IMP-L2 (gene ImpL2). The transcript has 7 exons. Lineage: Eukaryota; Metazoa; Arthropoda; Insecta; Hymenoptera; Halictidae. The coding region runs from base 72 to 965 and encodes 297 amino acids. The record is from RefSeq and is a predicted model, not a curated record.
CGCUGCCAAACUGACGAUUAAUAGUGAACGCCGGCGUUCGUUUCCACGUACGAGAGAAAGUCCGAGGAGAAAUGAUGCAACCGAAUUCAGCGCUGUUAAAUCUCGUCUGCAUUAUCACCGUGUCGUAUACGGUUUCGGGACACCCCUUUUCGUUCCUGCCACGGUAUGCCGUUGAACGAGCCGCUGAGCGUAGGAGCAUAGGAAGACAAAUGGUCGAGCAUAGAUCUAAUUUCCUAACUCCAUUAACGGAAUAUGGAGCACGAUCUGUCGAAUCAAAGCCUGUGGAACCAUGGACCAAAAUUUCUCAGAACCCCGUGAAUGGCAUCGAGACAACUGUCGGGAGCAGAGUAGAAUUGGAAUGCAAAGCUAGCGGCAGCCCGCCACCGGAAAUUCUUUGGUUCACCGGAAGUGGCACCAACGAGCAGCUUGUUGAAUACGUCAAAGCCAACACGCAUUCUCUGUACGAUCCAUCUGAGGAGUGGAAAGGAGUGGCCAGAAUUAAUUCGAAGCUCGUGAUAGAGUGCAUUACUCCGGAUGAUGCUGGAUUGAUCUACUGUGCGUCGGUUUCUGCAAGAGAAGUGAAGGUAUCCACUCCUACGGCGCUACUGGUUAACAGCGAAGAAAGUGCCAGCAGCAAUUGCACUUCCGAAAGCGACCCAACAAUUACUCUAUACUCCCCCACACGUGUAGCUAACAUAGGAGCCACUGUUGUACUACCAUGCAGAGCGAGUGGCAAACCAACGCCAGAAAUUUCGUGGGUGGACAACUUCAACGUACCCCUAAGUCUCUCGACGAAUCUGCGGCACCGAGUUUUGGAUAGCGGUGAUCUUUUGAUAGAGGAACUUUUAUGGGAAGACAUGGGUGGUUACACGUGUCAAGCCAAGUCUGGACAUCGUCAACAAGUCGUCAGCACGUUCCUCUAUCCGUUACGCCCUGAAACCGAAGUGGACCGGACGGUUAAUUGAAGAGUCACAAAAGAACGAGUCUCGAUUGCUUUGAUCGGUCACCUUUCCAUUAUACGAUGUACGCGACAAACGGGAUAGG